Messenger RNA from Penicillium salamii, 930 nucleotides. NCBI's taxonomy places the organism in Eukaryota, Fungi, Ascomycota, Eurotiomycetes, Eurotiales, Aspergillaceae. The record is from the annotation of a GenBank genome assembly.
AUGUUGGCCAUCGUGGCGUUCCACACGUUCAUUGAAGAAGGCGUCGACGUUGUUAUCUGUGAGGCCCAUCACGGUGGUCAGUUCGACGCGACAAACUUCGUUGAGCGUCCUGCCAUCACUGCCAUCACAAAAAUCGGGAUGGACCAUGUCGAAAAUCUAGGGGGAAAUCUACAGCAUAUUGCAUGGCAUAAAAGUGGAAUCUUUAGAGACCAAGUUCUCGCGCUUUCUGUUCCGCAGGAUCAGGAGGCUGAGGGUGAGAUUGAACGCAGGGCUGCAGAAAUCGGGGCGCCACUUCAGUUCAUAAGUAUUAAGGAUGCUCUGCUUAAGUUUCUCGAAACCGGUCAGAUUGAGGAAAUACCACUUGAACAGCGAGAAAACUGCGCCUUGGCUGCGAAAAUUGCUCAUGAAUUUCUCCACCAGAUCCUAGACGGGCGAGACGUUCUAGCUGGUGUUGAAGAGUGCCAGUGGCCCGCACGUUUCGACAUUCAACAUUACGGUGGGUGCACUUGGUACAUGGACGGAGCACACAACGAGACAAGUAUGCAGGUAGUUGCAAAGUGGUAUGAACGGGUUGCAACCCCUAGCUCUGUCCCAGUUCUUAUCUUCGCUCAUUUCUCAAAAAAGCGAACGCGCUCCUGGGAGAACAUACUAGAAACGCUAGUGAGGUCUCUAGGGUCACAUAUUGAGCAUGUCAUUCUGGUCGAGCGGAUUGAAUACGACGAACAUUUCGCCACCCCCAGCGACUUAUUGGAAAGUUUUGCUCGGUUCUGGAGAGAAAACUGGUCCCCAGUUACCAUUCAUAAUGCAACUAGUGUGACAGAUGCGAUUGAACGCGCCAAGAAAACUGCUCUGGGAGGGCCCAUCUUGGUGACAGGAAGCCUAUACUUGGUAGAAGCUGCCCUCGAGAUAGUUAAGGACAAGUCUAUCUAG